AUGAAGGGCCCACAGCAAAAUACUGCGCCCUCGCUGCCACCCGUCCAGACUGUUGCCAAUACAAGCCCCUCCGACCAAUACAGUCCUUUGGCACGACCCAAUGCCGCGGUCGAUGCAUCAAUCACUACUGUAAGGACAACUGAUACGGUUGAUGGGGAUGAGGAUGAGGAUGUUGAUGCUAUAUUACCUGACGAUUCCUCGCUUUCAUAUAUUGGUGACAGGCGUGGUCCUCGCCUUGCGGUCUACGAUAUUUGCCAUCCGAGUGAAGCACAGGACCCCCGGCCAUAUAUUCCAAAAGACUCGAACAACAAGCCGAGGAAGCCUUACGAGAUUGAAUAUAUGCGCGCCAAAGGUGUUUUCGAGACAUUCUCGAACGAUGUUGCAGAUGAAGCCAUUCGCUGCUAUUUCGAGCACGUUCAUUUCUUCAUUCCUGUCGUAGAUGCUGCCACUUUCCUGAACCAGUAUAAAAACGACCGCAAUAACAUCAGCCCACUUUUGUUUUGGAGCAUGAUUCUAGCUGCGGCAAAUUUUGUGAGCUCCGACCUAUUACGAAAAACAGGAUAUUCGUCCCGACGUGCUCUGAAAACCUCGAUGUACGAGCGGGCGAAGUGUCUCUAUGAUUUCGACCGAGGAACGGAUAAACUCGUCCUCAUUCAGUCUGUCAUCCUGAUGGGAUUUUGGUAUACCGAUCCACAAGACCAUACUGGAGCAUGGCAUUGGACGGGUAUUGCUAUUUCUCUGUGCCAGAACCUUGGCCUUCAUCGAGAUACCCAGUCAACCUUUCGGAGCCCCGGUGUGUCGGAGUCCUUUGGCAGACAUGCAAGAUGCCUCUGGUGGACUUGUUUUAUUAGAGACCGCUGGGUAUCCCUGGCGAAAGGCCGUCCGAUGCGAAUUCAUCACGAGGACUGUGAUGUGCCGAUGCCUACUGCGGGCGAUGUUCUCUUCGACCUCCAACAGAUUCCAAACGACUAUCUCGAGAAGUUCAUUCCCCUAAAAUACGAACCGCUGGCAGCAAUGUGGGUUCGGUUUGUCCACACAAGUCAUGCCUUAGGGAACAUUUUGCGUGCCCAUUACCGUGUCAAGGGCCCUCGGCCAAGUCUCGAAGCCGUCGAUACCCUUGCGGAAGAGUUGCAAGAAUGCGCUCUGCAUGACCAGUUGCCAGACGACUCCAGCGACCUGCUUCGUAUGCAUGCUUAUCAGGUCGAGUUGUUCUAUCAAGGCACAGUUACCGUACUGUAUCGACCCUACCUCCUCGGCGGGCCUGCGGCCAUUCCUACUUCUGCUCCACCUUCGUGGCAAAAGACGGCUUUGAUGAAAGCACGAGCGGCAGCUUCAAGUAUCAACAACAUAUUGGAGAAGUUGAUUGAGCUCAAUGCCAUCCAAUUUCUAAAACCGAUGAUAAUCACGGCCUUGGUUCCCUCGAUGCAAAUCCAUCUAUUCGACUACAAGUCCGCAGAGCCCCUCGUCAGUGGUCUCGCGGGCAAUCGCCUCCAACUCUGUAUGCUGGUGCUGUCAAAACUACGCGAGACCUACUGGAGCGCCGGCGUCAUGCACAGGCUUUUUGAGCGUGCACAGCGCAUACUUCAGGAAACCAAGCUUGGCAAUAUCGAUACUGUUCAAAGACCCAGCCAGGGCUUUGAUCAACUAGAAGAUCACUCGGCCACCCAUCUGACUGUAAACUUCCAGGACGAACUUCAAAGGCACGACGGCAACCCGGUGAUUGACUCUUCUCACCAGGACUGGUCAUUUACGAAUAGCACGAGUGGGGCUUUGCCGUUGUGGGAUGAUCCUCUGGGCUUUGACACUGUGGAUGAGCUACUCGGUCCUGGCUUUGGUCUCCCUGGCGAUGCCUUUGAGGGCUUAUUUACGAGCAGCUACGGCAGUGGUGCUCAAGUGUUGAAUUCUGCAACACAGUUGCACGAUAAUCUUCCGCAGUUUGACGUGGGCUUUGUUGGAGGAUGA
This is a messenger RNA of Cladophialophora immunda, 1962 nucleotides long. RefSeq lists its product as uncharacterized. Gene Ontology annotation, molecular function: DNA binding; zinc ion binding. The record is from RefSeq and is a predicted model, not a curated record. Gene Ontology annotation, biological process: DNA-templated transcription. The transcript is spliced from 7 exons. The coding region runs from base 1 to 1962 and encodes 653 amino acids. Lineage: Eukaryota; Fungi; Ascomycota; Eurotiomycetes; Chaetothyriales; Herpotrichiellaceae.